AUGCCAACCACCGAGAGCACCUGCUGCAAAGGGGCCAGAGCACUCACCUCUCCAGCGGGGAGUUCAGCCGCAGAGCCGGCCUGCACUCGGGCCAGGGGGGGGGGGGGCGGGGGUCAGCAGGACCCGAGCACCGAGCUGCUUUUCCCAGUUCCUGGGAUCCCUUCGGAUCUUGCCUCUGCCUUCAUGGCCUUGGCACCGCCGGCAGCAGCCUCCGCCAGUGCGGAGCCCGCACGCCCAUGCCUGCUGGCAUGUGCUGCAAUCGCAUUGGCUGAGUUCGCCUGGCCAUCGUUGAAGAUGUGUGCGUUGCAGCCCGAACAGAGACCAUAG
This is a messenger RNA of Symbiodinium necroappetens, 327 nucleotides long. NCBI's taxonomy places the organism in Eukaryota, Dinophyceae, Suessiales, Symbiodiniaceae. The record is from the annotation of a GenBank genome assembly.